Striga asiatica is the source of this 1014-nucleotide messenger RNA. NCBI's taxonomy places the organism in Eukaryota, Viridiplantae, Streptophyta, Magnoliopsida, Lamiales, Orobanchaceae. The record is from the annotation of a GenBank genome assembly.
AUGCACCUUCCCCAGCGAGAUCUUCCGCGCCAUAACGACGAUUUCUUCACGAGCCUUCACCCUCGCCAUCUCCUUGGCCUCCUCGAGCGCCUCGAUCAAUCUCACCAGACCUCUCUCCCCAUCCUCACCCCCAACUUUCGGCAUCAGAUUCUCCGCCACGUCAGCAGGCGUCAUCUCAAUCUCUUCCAACAUCAACCGAAUCUUGCCGAACAACUCGUGCGCCUCGAUUUCCAAAUAAUUCUUGGCAAGAACCUUAAACGCCUCAAACCCGCAAUACGAGAGCUCAAUGUGCUUGUCCAUCCUCCCUCUCCGGAUAAGUGCUGGGUCGAGCUUCUCCACGUAGUUCGUCGUGAAAACAAUAAUCCUUUCCCCACCGCAAGCCGACCAAAGCCCGUCAAUAAAGUUCAAAAGCCCGGACAAUGUCACCUCGCUCGAUUUCUUCCCACCCUCCUCCAAUUUUUUCAAUUUCUCCUUCAAUUUCUCAGUCUCGUCCUUAUCCUUCUUCUCGUUAUUGUCUUUUUCGUCUUCCUUCUCAUCCUCCUUCUUCUCUCUCUGUCCCGUGAGAUUGAGGGAGCAGUCGAUGUCCUCAAUAACAACGAUCGACUUUCCCGACGUGUCGAUAAGAAGCUUCCGGAGCUCGGUGUUGUCUUUGACCGAAGUCAACUCAAGAUCGUACACGUCGUACUCGAGAAGAUUAGCCAUGGCGGCUAUCAUGGUCGACUUGCCGGUCCCCGGCGGCCCGAACAAGAGGUAUCCCCUUUUCCAAGCCUUUCCGAUUUUCUUAUAGUAAUCCUCGGAAUCCGCGAAUUUACGGAGAUCGUUGAUGAUGUCAUGCUUUUUCACGGGAUCCAUGGCCAGAGUGUCGAAAGUGGCCGGGUGCUCGAAUGCCACGUGGCUCCACAAGCGCGGCCUGUACCCGCCGCCGUCUCCCCUGUUGUUGGUGUAGAGCUUCCGGCGCCGCUCUCGGACGGCGAUGGCCUUUCCCUGGGCGAUGACGUGUGGGAUGUAUUUUGA